UACGUUUCUUGCUUUGUUAUUCAAUUAUUAAUUUAGUAGUAAUUUGGGAAAGUUCUCGCCAUAUAUUUAGGAGAUCCUUUACUUGAGAGUGUCGAGCGACAUAUCUAAAGUCAGGAGAACAAAGACCCAAUCACAUAACAUAGUAAAAUAAAAUUAACACUGAAUAUGAAUUUAAGGUUUUAAUAUUGUUUAUUACCAUAUAAAUAUCAAAACAUUAUUUAAACUAUUAAUUUAUUGCUUAAUUAAUAACUAUUAUAAAUUAAUAAAUUUUUUUAUCCGGACUGUAUUAAUUUAUAGAGUUUUACAAUUUUUUUUAAAAUCAGACAUGAUGCUAAACCAAAAAACUUAAUGAUAUAUAGUUCUUGGUUAACAAUUAUAGUUAAUAGAAUCAUUCAUACACUAUAACAUUCAAGACAUAUAAUACAUAAUUUAGAGCUGAAUUUAUCACAAACAAGAAAGAAAUUAAAAUUCUAAGAAAUCCUUCAAACCAUGUCACAAUAGAAAUCAAUUUUUUAUCACAAACAAGAAAGAAAUUAAAAUUCUAAGAAAUCCUUCAAACCAUGUCACAAUAGAAAUCAAUUUUUUUAAUUAAGCUCAAGUUAUUAUUUGGGGUGACAAUCCGUAGUAUUUGAAGCAAAAAUAAAACCAACAAGGUGGCUGCGAUUUGAAGAAAAUGAAGCAACAAUAAAAUUAGCAAUUCAGGUAGGAUGGUCUUAAUUUGUAUAGAAGCAUUUUUUUUGUUGUUAAAAUAAUGAAUCGGUGGACUAAUCAAAUUAAACCAGGGUGGGUUCAUCUAGUUUCAUGUUAAACCAUUAAAAUUGUUUGGUCAAUCCUUAAACCGUCCAAAAAAAUUAAUAGAACCACAAUUAUAAUUGGUUUGGUAGUUCUACUAGUCCAGCUGUGAGAUACGGUUGGAUUCAUAUAAAAAUGAAUAUUACUGUAGAUACAUAGAUACAUAUCAGUGUCUCAAAGCAUUGAGUGUCAAUGCAUAAAAGCCAACUACCAUAAAUCUUUCCGUCGCCGCACAACCAAGACGAGGUGAAAAAGACGCACUUCGAUUUUAAAGAGUUGUGGGUUGUGCGGCAAACAGAAACGUCCCGCCUUGUAUUUCCAUAUACUUCCCUUUCUGUUUAACCCCUCGUCGGCUAUGCGGCAAAACAAAGAUUCCGCCAUAUCUGCGGAGUGCCGAAUGCUGCCUCUUCUAUAUGUCGCUCGACUAUAUAAGCUACUUCUUCUACGUCGAUCCAUAUAUCCCACCAACAUGAAUACGUUUAAAAAUAACAAGACAUCGUCGAUGCAAGCUGCGACUAUAAUAAUAGUGAUAGCGGGGGCGUAUCUGAGCAAUUAUGUGAGAGCCGCCGAGUAUUGCGGUUGCGGGCGGGCAAAUGAUCAGCAGAAGUUCCCCGUUUAUGCGCACGGUCUUCUUGAGGAUUUAGUGGCAGGUAUGCCUUUCCAGGGGAGAGACCCAGCCUCAGGAUACAUGAACUACAUCACAACAAAUCCAAGACCAGGAAGCAAGGGAGCCGUUUACGGCUCCGCCAUCUGUACUCGCCGCCUCACUAUGGCUGAGUGCGAAACUUGUCUUUCUGGUGUGCGAGAGUGCUUGAGGCCAUGCAAAACCUACUCUUGCGGAGGGGCUAAGAUUGCUAAUAGGUGCAGCCUUGACUUCUGGCAAAUGGAAUGACACGUAUUAGAGUAUCGAUAAAGUACGGGUAUUAUUAUGUAAACUGUUCUAUAGUUCUAUCUGUACUUGAAUUACGUUCCUUAUCAGAAUUUUGUAGGGCUGGAAAAAUAGAACAGACUGUUAGAAAAACCGUGGUCCAAACCGUACCGCACAGUUUGGUCCGGACCGUAGAUCGUUAAUUAUGGUCUGGUCUGGUCCAUGAAAAGUAUUAUUUUAUGUUUUGAUCUCUUGGUCUGGUCUGGUGUAGACCGUGGUUUAUCGGACCAAACCGUGGACCCAAGCGACUUGUCAAUACGUGUUAACAACCCUUUCGACCAUUCUCCUAACUCCCACAACGACACCCAAGUCUCAACCUUAGUUUUGUGAAUCUCGUCCCUCAUUCAUUCACAACCACAUUUAACCUGAGAGUAGAGAUCAUAAUUGUGUCUCCAUACGAAAUUAUGUUAAUGUUUAUACGUUAUGGUGCCAGUUGAGAUGCUUUUACUUUGUAUCUUUAUUAUGUACUAAGAUUUAGGGUAUCAAAAUUAUUCAUGCAUGUUAGGAUUAAUGUUUUGAGGCAAAUAACAAUUAUUUUUCUUGGUUAUUUGUUCAAUGUUUUGUGUGGUUGACUAAACAAAUUAUUUAUUUUUUGUUGAGUGUGGUCUAUCUGGACCAGACCAGACCAUACCAGACCGCAUAGGUGUGGUCUGGACCGAACCGUAUAGUCUGUGGUCUGGUUUGUGGUCUAUACUUUAGCCUCUCGGUAUGGCAUAGACCGUAUAUAUGAUCUGGUCAGGACCAGACCACACCGUUUCCCUGCCUGAAAUUUUGGGAUGUUUGCUUGGUAUCUUCCCUAUAAGAGUGAAGUCUUUCUUUGUAGUCUAUUGAAACUCGAUAUGAUUUUAACAAUAAAACAUACCAAUUUCAAUGGGAGAAAAAACAUUAAUGAAAUAUGACUUUAUAAGCAAUUACCUAAUAUUACUAGCGCUCUACUCAUCUUUUAAUAACACAACAAUUAAACAUUAUUUCACUUCCAUUCUUAUUAUGGGUUAGUUUGGCCCUGUUGUAGAUUUUGCAGAAGCAGCUUCUGGCUAGAGAUUUUGGAGAAGUACUUUUCAAAAAAAAAAGUAGCUGAGUAUUUGACAGAAAAACUAUUAGAAGUGCCUGAAACUGGUAGACUCAUUUGGCAGUCCUGGACGAGUCAUGUAUGGAGAGAACGGUGUCGAAGAAUGUAUGGAGGUGAUGCUAGGGAGUUUAAUGAACUGUUGUUAUUGAUUAAAACUGAAAUUGAAUGUGUUCUGAGUAGUGAAAGGGUCAGUCAAUUCUGGAAUGUUUAGCUAAAAUACUGUCUCAGAGGAUAGGUUCCAUUUAUCUGUUCCCCAUAUUUGGUUAAUUCCCUAGCUAGCAAGGGUGUUGCUAGCAACACUUUUUUGAUGAAUAAGAUCCCAAUGAUUCAUUAAAAAGAACUAUUAGAA
Molecule: messenger RNA, 3138 nt
Organism: Linum trigynum
Lineage: Eukaryota; Viridiplantae; Streptophyta; Magnoliopsida; Malpighiales; Linaceae
Source: the annotation of a GenBank genome assembly